UCCUCCACCAUGUUCUCUCCUCCGCCGGCGCUCCUCCUCUUCCUCUCCUCUCCUUCAUCCCUCCUGCUCGCUGCGGUUGCCGUGGCGGCCGCUCUCCUCCUGGCGAGGCUCUGUCUCGGUUCCUCCUCCUCCUCCUCCUCCUCGUCCUCCUCCUCCUCCUCCUCCUCCUCGUCCUCCCUGCCCUGCCUGCCGCGGCUCCCCGUCCUGGGCAGCCUCCCCUGGCUGGGCGGAGGUCUUCCUCCUCACCUCCUCUUCACCCGGCUGGCUCACAGCCUGGGGCCCCUCUUCUCUCUGUAUCUCGGCCCUCACUUCACAGUCGUGGUGAACGACCACCGACACGCCAAAGAGGUCCUGCUGCAGAGAGGGAGAGAGUUCGCCGGGCGACCAAGCAUGGUGACCACCGACCUGCUGACCCGCGGCGGCCGCGACAUCGCCUUCGCCGACUACUCUCCUCUGUGGAAGUUUCACCGCCGCCUCGUCCACAGCUCCUUCACGCUGUUCGGGGAGGGAAGCAGCCGCCUGCAGGACAUCGUUCUGUCGUCAGUCGACAGCCUGUGCGCUGAGCUGUUGUCCAGCAGGGGGCGGAGCUUUGACCCGUCUCCCGCGGUAACCAGAGCCGUCACCAACGUGGUAUGCACGCUGGUGUUCAGCGCCACCUAUCGCCACGGCGACCCCGAGCUGCAGGAAGUGAUGCGGUACAACGACGGCAUCGUGCAGACGAUUGCCAGGGGAGGGCUGGUGGACAUUUACCCCUGGAUGAGGUUCUUUCCUAACAGAUCUCUCAGUAAACUGAAGGAGAGUAUCGCUGUGAGAGACCGACUGCUGACACGCAAACUGGAGGAGCACAAGGCGUCGCUGAGUGACGGUGACCCCCGUGACCUCCUAGACGCCCUGCUGCAGGGCCGGAGGGGCGGUGGUGGCGGUGGGAGGGGUCGAAGGUCGUCGGAGGACGACAGCAUCACGGACGACCACGUGCUGAUGACCGCCGCCGAGGCGUUUGGUGCCGGAGUGGAGACGACCUCCACCAGCCUGCUGUGGAUCCUGGCCUACCUGCUGCACCACCCCGAGGUGCAGGAGCGCGUGCAGAGCGAGCUGGACGAGUGUGUGGGCAGCGGCCGGGCGGUGUGUGUGUCCGACCGCGCCCGCCUGCCCUACCUGGAGUGUGUGAUCAACGAGGGGAUGAGGAUCCGCCCCGUCAGCCCCGUGCUGAUCCCACACACCGCUCUGACCGACAGCAGUAUCGGAGGUCACUCUAUCAGCCGUGGGACUCGUGUUCUGGUCAACAUGUGGUCGAUUCACCACGACCCCAAACACUGGGACAAACCUGACCUGUUCAACCCGGACCGUUUCCUUGACAACCAGGGCCAGCGAGCCACUCCCUCCUGCUUCCUGCCGUUCGGGGCGGGGCCUCGCGUCUGCGUGGGCGAGUCGCUCGCCCGCCUCGAGCUCUUCCUCUUCCUCGCCUCUCUGCUGCAGCGCAUGAGCUUCCGCCUGCCGCACGGGGCUCCCCCGCCCGACCUGCAGGGGCGGCUGGGCGUGGUCCUGCAGCCGCUGCCUUAUAAGGUCGUGGUCACUCCCAGGCCGGGGUGGGAGGGCGGGGCUACACAGGAGGGGGCGGAGCCUCUCCUCUGA
Myripristis murdjan (pinecone soldierfish) is the source of this 1632-nucleotide messenger RNA. RefSeq names its product cytochrome P450, family 17, subfamily A, polypeptide 2 (gene cyp17a2). The record is from RefSeq and is a predicted model, not a curated record. Gene Ontology annotation, molecular function: iron ion binding; heme binding; steroid 17-alpha-monooxygenase activity. Lineage: Eukaryota; Metazoa; Chordata; Actinopteri; Holocentriformes; Holocentridae. Bases 10 to 1632 code for a protein of 540 amino acids. The transcript has 9 exons. Gene Ontology annotation, biological process: progesterone metabolic process; hormone biosynthetic process.